Messenger RNA from Fomitopsis serialis, 843 nucleotides. RefSeq lists its product as uncharacterized. The record is from RefSeq and is a predicted model, not a curated record. NCBI's taxonomy places the organism in Eukaryota, Fungi, Basidiomycota, Agaricomycetes, Polyporales, Fomitopsidaceae. The transcript is spliced from 3 exons. Bases 346 to 522 code for a protein of 58 amino acids.
CGGCCCUCCAACUCUGCUCAAACUUCAGUGCUUCAAGCUUCACGCGUCCGCGUCAGCGCUGAGCGCUCCCCAGCGCGCUUACCGUGAUCGGCGGUAAGUACAUCUGAGAUCUUGAGCGCUUUAGCAAUCGCACUUGGACGCAAGUGCUCACCUCUCUGGACGACGUCCACAAGUCGACGGCAGGGCGAAUACGCGUUGCUCGUGUCGCUGAAUGAACACGAGAUUGUCGUGGAGGACCAUGACCGAGGGUCGACCUUCGGGCUCGGUCAACCAACUAUAUUAGUAGGUCGGUAGACUCGCAGGUACGGCCGUCAACCUCCUUCUUUUCCCCAUGGCACCAUAAAGAUGCGUCUAUACUCGCGACGAAGCUUUGUGAGCGCAAGCGGCUUCAACGGGAUCUACUGGGGCGUCGGGAGCGUCACGGUCGCACCCAGAGGUAUGUAUCAUACACACCUUCUGUACAGCCUCGCACGGCAGCGCACCCGCCACCCCGCAGAGCGUAGUCCGCUUCCAGAGAGAUGAAUAUAAGAGCUCGAGACGCCAUAGAUACGAAGGUUGGGACGGUGGAAGUGACGAAACGGGACACUUCUAAGUUAUGUGUACCGCAGCUGAUGGGACGGGUCAAAAAAAACUACCAGUUUUGAUACGUUCUUCUGAGCCUCCUCGUCCGCAGAAGCGCAAUGUCGCUCAUGCGACAGAGCAUGCCUUGAUGUCAUUUCGGAACCUCGGAGGAGUGAUCAUCAGCGUCUGCAGCUUCCUCGAGGGCGACCUCAGUCGAGCAUUGAGGGCCUGCGCCCACGCCCUGUACAAUCGACGAUGUACGCGCCGUAGGCUGUCGACUGC